Messenger RNA from Capsicum annuum, 1841 nucleotides. RefSeq names its product alcohol-forming fatty acyl-CoA reductase. Gene Ontology annotation, biological process: long-chain fatty-acyl-CoA metabolic process; suberin biosynthetic process. The transcript is spliced from 10 exons. Gene Ontology annotation, cellular component: intracellular membrane-bounded organelle. The record is from RefSeq and is a predicted model, not a curated record. Gene Ontology annotation, molecular function: alcohol-forming very long-chain fatty acyl-CoA reductase (NADP+) activity. Bases 130 to 1608 code for a protein of 492 amino acids. Lineage: Eukaryota; Viridiplantae; Streptophyta; Magnoliopsida; Solanales; Solanaceae.
AAUACUUCUCUCCUCUCUUGUGUUUUCUCAUAUAUAUAACACUAUUCUUCUUCCUUCUUUCAUACUCAAAUAUUUUCAAUUCAUUUGUGAUCACUAUAUAUUUCCAAAAAAAAAAAAAAAAAAAAAGCAAUGGAGUUGACAAGUGUUCUAAAGUUUCUUGAAAAUAGAACCAUUCUUGUUACUGGUGCUACUGGCUUUUUGGCAAAGAUUUUUGUGGAGAAGAUAUUAAGAGUUCAACCAAAUGUGAAGAAACUUUAUCUUCUUCUUAGAGCUGCAGAUGACAAGUCAGCCAUGCAACGUUUCAAUACAGAGGUAGUGGGAAAGGACUUAUUCAAAGUUCUAAGAGAAAAAUGUGGGGCAAAUUUUACUACAUUUAUUUCACAAAGGACCACAAUUGUACCUGGUGACAUAACUUGUGAGAAUUUAGGUGUGAAUGACACAAAUUUGUUGGAAGAAAUUUGGAAAGAAGUAGAUAUUGUUGUUAAUCUAGCUGCAACUACCAAUUUUGAUGAAAGAUAUGAUGUGGCAUUGGGAAUCAAUACAUUUGGAGCUAGACAUGUCCUCAACUUUGCCAAGAAGUGUAAUAAAUUAAAAGUUCUUCUUCAUGUGUCAACUGCUUAUGUAUGUGGUGAAAAGGAAGGAUUGAUGUUGGAAAAACCAUAUUAUAUGGGUGAAACCCUAAAUGGAACAUUAGGGUUAGAUAUUGAAGUUGAAAAAAAAGUGAUGGAUGAAAAAUUAAAACAACUCAAAGCUGAAAAUGCUUCUGAAAAAUCAAUUACAACAACAAUGAAGGAGCUUGGCCUCGAAAGGGCAAGGAAAUAUGGAUGGCCAAAUACAUAUGUAUUCACAAAGGCAAUGGGAGAAAUGCUUUUGGGAAAAUUGAAAGAAGAAAUACCUCUUGUUAUUAAUCGUCCUACGAUCAUAACUAGCACUUUUAAAGAACCUUUUCCUGGUUGGGUCGAAGGUAUCAGAACUAUUGAUAGUUUGGCUGUUGGAUAUGGUAAAGGAAGAAUAACUUGCUUCCUUGGAAAUCCUAAAACCAUAUUGGAUGUGAUUCCAGCAGACAUGGUGGUGAACUCAAUGAUAGUAUCCAUGAUGGCUCAUGCUGAUCAAAGGGGGAGUGAAACCAUAUACCAAAUUGGAUCCUCAGUCUCAAACCCAUUGGAUAUCACUAAUCUUAGAGAUUAUGGAUUUAAUUACUUCACAAAAAAUCCAUGGAUUAACAAAGUGAAUGGAAAACCUAUUAUUGUUGGCAAGGUUAAUGUUUUGAGUAGCAUGGAUAGUUUUCAAAGAUACAUGGCCCUUCAUUACUUGCUUCCUUUGAAGGGAUUGGAAAUAGUAAAUGCAGCAUUUUGUCAAUAUUUUCAAGGCAAAUAUUUGGAGCUUUAUAGGAAAAUCAAGUUUGUUAUGAGAUUGAUUGACCUUUAUGGACCCUACUUAUUCUUCAAGACAGUAUUCGACGAUCUAAAUACAGAAAAAUUACGUACGAACUCUAAAGAGAGUGGAAUCGAAACAGAUAUUUUCUAUUUUGAUCCCAAGGCUAUCAAUUGGGAAGAUUAUUUCAUGAAAAUUCAUCUUCCUGGAGUUGUAAGAUACGUAUUUAAAUGAUUAUAAAUUAUUAAUACUGAAAUUUGAUCAGUAUAUUGUUAGGGAGAUUUAAAUUUUAAAGUUUAUACCAUUUUAAAUUGUAACAAAAUGUAAUUUUGCUUGUUAUGAAUUUCAUUCAGUGUAUCCAUUUUCAAUUUGUUGUAUUGUUAUAUCCCUAUUUGUUCUUUUAAAAAUAAGAUUUUAUAGUAUUCAUUGUUGAAAUAAUUUCUUAUUACAUUUGGCUUGAGUUGAAA